ACAUCAAAAUAACUGUAACAAGAAUUAAACAAAAUGGCAACUGCAAGAUUUCCCAGAUCGUUGCUGGGCAGAAAUUUGUGGGUGAAUGCUACCCGCAGAUAUUCACAAUCCCAAAAGGAUAAAGAGAUAAUAGACGCCUGCAAUAAAGCCAAAGAAGCGGCGGAUGCAUUAAAAGAAGGUGCAAAGGCAGUGAAAAAUACAAGUAAAUAUGUCAAAGAGACGGCUGCUGCAACCGCUGGAAGUGUGAACAAAAUGACAGAAGAAGUCACAAAUAAAGUAAAGGGUUUAGUCUCAGAUGCGACCAAGGCAACCGCUGAAGCCAUCAAGGACAAAAUUAUGGACAAGAAGUAAUAUGUUGUAUAAUUUGUUCAUCCUCAAGAUCAACAUCUCCUUUUGUUAUUAUGCAAUAAAUAUUUAAUUCACCUUCCAUUUCAUGAUGUCUUAAGCUAAGUUUUGAAUUACAUGAUGACUUAAAAUGAUAUAAAAGAGUAAAGAUCACCAUUUUUAUCU
Molecule: messenger RNA, 510 nt
Organism: Mangifera indica (mango)
Lineage: Eukaryota; Viridiplantae; Streptophyta; Magnoliopsida; Sapindales; Anacardiaceae
Exons: 3
Coding region: 34-351 (105 amino acids)
Source: RefSeq, a predicted model, not a curated record